Molecule: messenger RNA, 1656 nt
Organism: Clonostachys byssicola
Lineage: Eukaryota; Fungi; Ascomycota; Sordariomycetes; Hypocreales; Bionectriaceae
Source: the annotation of a GenBank genome assembly
AUGGCUUCAUCCCAACCUGGAACAGCGGCUCAAGCCAACGGCAAUUCCCGGCCUCCAAAGAGAAACUUUGAUGGCCCCAAUAGGAAAUGGAAGCCAAAGAAGACUAAGCGGGAGAAGAAUAUCACAGAAGGGUCCUCGGAAGAUAUUCUAAGACUAGACAUCAAGGCCCUCUUGGAAUCCCGGAAAUCCCAGGCUGCUAAUGGGGCAGAGGCCAGCCACGAAGGCGCUGAAGGCGCUGAGGCCAAUGGCUCGGCGCAGUUGGAUCUUCCAGAGGAGGGGACCGAGACUGAAGUGGAAGUGCUGGAGCUUUCCUCAACAGGUGACGGCCUCGCCAUGCGCCCCGGCUCCGACCAGGUCUACGUUGUCCCCUUUACUGUCCCUGGCGACAUCGUCAAAGUCAAGGUCUAUCGCCAUAUGCUGCGCGAUAACAUGACCCAAGCCGACUACAUCUCCAUCGCCAAGCCGUCGCCGCUUCGCGAUGACUCACGGAUCAAGUGCAAAUACUUCUCGCAGUGCGGCGGCUGCCAGUUCCAGAUGCUCGACUACCCCGAGCAACUGAACUUAAAGAAGCGGGUGCUUGAAAAGGCCUACCAAAACUUCUCCAACCUCCCUACAGAACUCGUACCAACCAUCCAGGAUACCAUUGGCAGCCCUCUACAGUACGGAUACCGCACUAAGUUAACACCACACUUUGACGGGCCCCCAGGGUUCAGACCCAGCAAAGGCGGGAAGAAUCCCCGCGCGUCCUUUGAGACGUGUCCAGACAUCGGCUUCAUGCUCAAGGGGAGGCGGAAAGUCAUCGAUAUUGAAGAGUGCCCUAUUGGCACGAGCGCUGUCAACCUAGGCAUGACACGAGAGAGGGAGAGGAUGAAGAAUGAGUUCAAGAACUACAAUCGCGGAGCCACAAUCCUCCUCCGUGAGAACACAAACCGGCAUAGCAAAGACAGCCCAGACGCGCCCCAAGAGGGCCAGACUCCUCCGUGUACCGUGAGAACAGAGACCGACAGCUUCGUCGACAUCAAGACCUGCGAGACGGACCACAAAGCCACCACCACCGAAUACAUUGACAACUACACCUUCACCAACCCCGCGGGCUCCUUCUUCCAGAACAACAACUCCAUCCUCCCCAAAUUCACAGCCUACAUCCGCGACCGCAUCCUCCCUCCCCUGGACGCCGAUAAGGGGAACAUCAAGUACCUCAUCGACGCCUACUCCGGCUCCGGCCUCUUCACCAUCACCAUGUCCUCCGUCUUCCAGCACUCGACGGGCAUCGACAUCGCCGCCGACUCCAUCGCCUCGGCCCGCCAGAACGCCUCGCUCAACGGCCUCGACGAGGACCGCUGCAGCUUCAUCGCCGCCGACGCCGGCGAGCUCUUCAAGAACAUCAGGUACGACGCCGACGAGACCGUCGUGGUGCUCGACCCGCCGCGCAAGGGUUGCGACGCCGACUUCCUCGGGCAGCUGACGCGGUUCGGCCCCAAGCGGGUCGUCUACGUCAGCUGCAACGUGCACACGCAGGCCCGCGACGUGGGCGUCCUCGUCAGGGGCGAGGGGGAGGGCCGCAGGUAUGAGAUGGAGAGCUUGGUUGGGUUUGACUUCUUCCCCCAGACCGGGCAUGUAGAAGGCGUCGCUAUCCUCAACCGGGUUGAAGAGUAA